This is a messenger RNA of Camelina sativa (false flax), 665 nucleotides long. Its product is annotated as late embryogenesis abundant protein At5g17165. The record is from RefSeq and is a predicted model, not a curated record. NCBI's taxonomy places the organism in Eukaryota, Viridiplantae, Streptophyta, Magnoliopsida, Brassicales, Brassicaceae.
CACAUUAAACGGACUCAUCACACAUACUGACUAAACAAAAGAAGCAAAAUCUUACAGUAGAAACAAAUUCUCUCAUCUCCGACGAGAAGAAAAAAAAAAACAGAGUUUGUAUGGCAACCAGAUCGAAGAGCUUUCAGUUGAUCACCACCGGUUUAAGGACGCACCUCGUCAAGACACGCGCUUCGGCACGCGCCACCGCCUCUGCUCUCUUCCCUUCACGUCGGAGUGGUCAUUCCUCGGCGUAUGAUAAGAACGUGGAGGAUGAACUGCAUGCAAGUGCAGUACCUGACGAAGUCAUAAAGCCAGAUUCCGAUAAAUAUUGGUCUCCUCAUCCCCAAACAGGAGUUUUCGGCCCCUCCACUGCUGAGCACACCCCCGCUGCUGAGGGUGCACGCCAGGACUCUGCGGUGCUGGAGGAGACUGCUUGGUUUCGCCCCACAAGUCUCGAGGACUCGGACAAGACUCACCAUGUUUGAGUCUCCCACUCUCUCUUUCUCCCUGCUUUUUACUGGUGUAAUGUUGUUGUAAUAAGGUUCUUUCUAAGUAGACAAUCUGCCAAGUCAAAUAGUGUCCUAAAAUAACUUUUAUGUUCUGCUGGUAUGUCUAUGUUGAUGGGUGUUAACAAUAAAGAUUCAAACCAAUCAAAAAUGAGGUUUGGUUUUAAA